AUGAAAGAUCUUGGACAUCUCAGCUAUUUCCUGGGUCUUGAAAUUACUCAUUCCACAUAUGGUCUUUAUAUUACUCAAGCCAAGUAUGCUUCUGAUCUGCUGUCUCAAGCCGGACUCACUAACAGUAAGAAUGUUGACACUCCAGUUGAACUUAAUGCGCAUCUGACACCCUCCGGGAGGAAACCAUUGUCCAAUCCUUCUCUUUACAGACGAUUGGUUGGCAGCUUAGUUUAUCUCACAGUUACUCGUCCAGACAUCUCCUAUGCUGUUCAUCAGGUGAGCCAGUAUUUGUCUGCUCCACGAUCAACUCACUAUACUGCUGUUCUGCGCAUUCUUCGAUACCUGAAGGGUACCAUUUUUCAUGGCCUUUUCUACUCAGCUCAAUCUCCUCUUGUACUCCGUGCAUUCUCUGAUGCUGAUUGGGCAGGAGAUCCUACUGAUCGCAGGUCCACUACAGGUUACUGCUUCCUUCUUGGUUCUUCUUUGAUUUCUUGGAGAAGUAAGAAACAAACUUUUGUGGCCCGCUCCAGUACUGAAGCAGAAUAUUGUGCCCUUGCCGAUACCACAUCUGAGCUCCUUUGGCUAAGAUGGCUUCUUAAGGAUUUGGGUGUGUCCACCUCCUCUACUACUCCCCUUUAUUGUGAUAACCAGAGUGCCAUUCAUAUUGCUCACAAUGAUGUCUUUCAUGAACGGACUAAACACAUCGAGAUUGAUUGUCAUUUUAUCCGUUAUCAUCUUGUCCAUGGUGCUCUUAAGCUUUUCUCCGUCUCCUCCAAAGAUCAGCUUGCAGAUAUCUUCACCAAGUCACUUCCUACAAGACGCACUUGUGAUUUAAUUGACAACCUCAAGUUGGUCUCACAUCCACCUUGA
Messenger RNA from Vitis riparia (riverbank grape), 870 nucleotides. RefSeq lists its product as uncharacterized. NCBI's taxonomy places the organism in Eukaryota, Viridiplantae, Streptophyta, Magnoliopsida, Vitales, Vitaceae. The transcript has a single exon. The coding region runs from base 1 to 870 and encodes 289 amino acids. The record is from RefSeq and is a predicted model, not a curated record.